AAGAGGACUUUCGAUAAUUGAUGACUGAAAGAUUUAUUAAUUCAAUUUCUUUGUGAAAAGUGAAAGAUCUGCUAUAAAUUAAUUAUAAAAACACAAAAAUUAUAUAAAUAGUGAACGCCCCUACGUGCGACAAUAUAGCGUUAUAUAGUUUUGCGAAUAUCAUAAUUUGUAGCCAAUCUUCAUGACUAAUUAUCAAGAAAUAGUUAAUUUAAACAUAGGUGGUACAAGAUUUGCAACAUCAUGGCAUACCUUGACUUGGGUACCAGAUACAUUUUUUACAGCUUUACUCAGUGGCCGUAUUCCAACGGUGCGGGAUGAAACAGGGGCUAUAUUUAUUGAUAGAGAUCCAAACCUUUUUGGUUUAAUCCUUAAUUUCUUAAGAACAAGGGAUAUAGAUUUGAACAAUGUGAAUAUAAGAGCAUUGAGGCAUGAGUGUGAUUAUUUUGGUAUAACACCUCUAAGUAGGCGGCUGGCCCUAUGUGAUGAAAUGAACCAUUCAUCAUGUGGGGAUGUACUAUUUUAUGGAUACCUUCCACCACCAUCAAAUCCUCCAAUAAGCAAUGGAAGCUCUGGGAGAAAUGGAAACAAUGGUUCACGGAAGAAUCUUACCGCAUCUAACUCUGAUGUGGCAUCUAUUAGAUCACACUCUAGGAACUCAUCACUGGACUUAAGGACAGUAGGACGAAUUCCUUCACAAGAUCAACUAAGUCGAUGUGGCAGGGGACACUCAAGAGCUGCAUCUUUAGGCAAUGCUGAAUGUCAUAAAGGUCUUAAACAAAAUGAAAAUACUUGGUCAGAAAACAUGAAGGUUCAAAUAAUAAAGGCCCAUCACAACUGGAUUGCUGUAGCAUACUCUCAUUAUGUUAUUGGAUACAGAUUGACAGAUUCCUGUGGAUGGUACGUAGCAUUCCAAUCACCGGUACAAGAAUCGAUGAUAGAGCGUAUAGCACUCAACGCCAAAACGGGAGGAGCGACGUCUGGAGGGAACAGCUCAGCUGGCACUGAUGUGAUGCUCGGCAUAUCGAGUGGUCCGCUAGUUAGGUUAUGGGCAUUUUCUACGCAUACCGAACCUGUUAGGAGGACAUUGAUCGGUACAUUCAACCUAGGUGUGCGUGUAGAACACCUGCUCUUCGUGGGCCCCCAGCUAGUGGCUCUCAGCGGUGCGGGCAGUCGCAGCAAAGCCGGCGUAUGGCACACAAGUACACAACAUUGGCAGACGCAAGAUGUCGCACAUCUAACUACUUACGAUACUGCCGGGUCAUUUCUACUGCUAGGAACUGCUACUGGCGCUGUUAAUUAUAUUGAUAUGCAAAAAUUCCCAUUGCGUAUGAAAGAUAAUGACUUACUUGUAACGCAACUUUACAAGGAUCCCAAUCAAGAGCCUAUUACCGCUAUCUCUGUCUAUCUCACGCCAAAAACGAGUUUAUGCGGCAACUGGCUAGAAAUAGCGUACGGUACGCGAUAUGGCUCCGUGCGUGUUAUUGUACAACACCCGGAGACAGUGGGGCAUGGACCACAGCUGUUCCAGACUUUCACUGUUCAUCAGAGUCCUGUUACUAAGGUAUCCCUUUCCGAAAACUACUUGAUCUCAGUAUGCAGCGAGUAUAACCACGUGCGUUCGUGGCGCGUGACUCGGUUCCGCGGGAUGAUCUCUACACAACCCGGUACUACGCCUAAGGCGGCAUUCAAAGUGCUCGCUUUGGAAGCACCUACUGCGCAAGCGCAUAAUGAUUGCGGGCCCUAUGGUGAACAAGAUGAAGAACAAAUAUUCAUCCAAAAAGUGGUUCCUGAUACGGAUACGUUGUACGUCCGUCUCGCUUCCAAUGGAAAAAGGGUGUGCACAAUCCGUUCUGUGGACGGGUCGCCCGUGUCGUGCUUCGUGGUGGCCGUGCAGUGCGAGGGCGCGCUGCGGCCGCGCCGCCUGCUGCUGUGCGGGCACCGCUCCGGCGCCGCGCAGAUGUGGGACCUCACCGCGCCCGUCGACAGGGCGGCCCGCCCCGCGCAGCCCGCCGCACCUAACGGUGAAGGUGACGAAUCACCAGUUGCGGACGGCGGUCCGUCCCCCGACGAGCUGGUUCGCUUGCUCUCCGCAUGCGACCUUGACACGUCCCCCGCUCCCCCCUCCCACCCCGCGCCUGUCCCGCCCACCCCCGCACUCCCCCCGUCCCCGCAGCGCCCCACACCCCCGCCGGCCCCCGCCCCCGCACCCUGAGUCCCGCACACGCUCUGCUCAAUAUUGCUCUGGAUACUGACGAGACAGUAUUCGUAACAAGGAUGAAUUACAUGUUUCAACUUUUAAAUGCAUAUAAAAAUAUUUUGUUCUAAAAAUAAAAUGUCUUAAAACUGUUGACUAGAUAUGAGAAAGGACAAAAAAAAACAUGGGGCUUAACUUGAUAUGUGGGAGGACCAUUCGUCGAUGUACAAAUGAUAUUUUCGUAUAGAUUGUUGAUUUGUAAAAUUUUCAUAUAUUGAAAUGCAAUUGGUUUUAGAUAGGUAUCAAUAUUGAGCAGCAGAUAUACUUUGUGUAUUGAAGUAUCAAGUAACCCAAUAGUUUUGAGUACGAGUCUCGCUAAUUAUGGCGCUACAAUGCCCAUUUGUAUGUAUAAAGUAAUCGCUAAUUUCAGAGGAUUAUGUUUUGCACCUUAAUAGUUAACUUUACAUACACCAAUGACCGAAGACACCAUCGAGAGGUGGUAUUUUGACCGAGACCAAAAAUAAAUAUAUAUAAAAAGGUACUCACUUUCCGAAAGAAUCUCACUUAUGUAAAAAUAACUAUAAAAUCAUUAUGUAUACUUAGCCUGGUGUAAUGGACAACCUGACUGACAGCUGACUGCAAGCUGACUCCGGUUAAUUAUUUACUUAGAUAUUUUUAAAUCUAUCUUAUCGGAAAAUGGACGAUAACAUUCCAAACUUUAAUUUCUCUCUCACUUUUAUCACAACAAAAACACUAGCCGGACAUAUUGUUACGGUUAAUUUUUAAAUGUUUAAAAAUAUGUAUUUGGAUGAUUAAAUGUAUUUAUAUUGAAUGAAAUUGCGAGUAUUUAAACGAUCUUUAAUUAUAAUAGAUAAUUUUAUCGUCUUGUUUACAAGUGUCACAAAUUAUAAACAUUUUAUAGAUCUUUCAAAAUGAAAACGUUGCGCUGUUAUGUAUUAUUAAUCAAUCAAUGUUUAUUAAACUCGUUUUCUUUGUUAAAGACUGAUAACCAAUGUGCUAAAGAGUCAAGAGGUGGCGUAAAUAUUGAGUCAAUAGUAUGCCCAUUGGCAUUUCGUUUGGUUUAUCUAUGACUGAACCAGAAAAGUAUUCAAAAUCUGUAAAAAAAAACUAUUACCUAAUGAGUAAGAUAGAAUGCAAUCGAUAAAAUCUAUAAACAUGAAUGUAAAGUUAAAAACAUUUCUCGACAUUCAAUUACUUACUCUGUACACAAUAUGGAUUUCUAAUA
Messenger RNA from Colias croceus (clouded yellow), 3440 nucleotides. RefSeq names its product BTB/POZ domain-containing protein KCTD3. Gene Ontology annotation, molecular function: protein binding. The record is from RefSeq and is a predicted model, not a curated record. Gene Ontology annotation, biological process: protein homooligomerization. The transcript is spliced from 13 exons. NCBI's taxonomy places the organism in Eukaryota, Metazoa, Arthropoda, Insecta, Lepidoptera, Pieridae. The coding region runs from base 182 to 2212 and encodes 676 amino acids.